AAAAGGUGAGAUCAUCCACCUGAGGUCACGUGACCCGGAAUCCGCCAUUUUCGACGCAGAAUGUAUUGCCACAGGUAAACACCGCUUGAUCAGAACACUCGGGUGCCAUGGAGAGAGACACUUCGGUGCUAGUCGUGUUAUUAUGUUUAACACUGACCAUUGCAGUGACUUCUGGUCAGCCAUUAAACUGGAACCAGUGGUCGAGCUGGGGGAAUGACCCCAACCCAGUGACGGGUAACGAUUUUUACUAUUACCAGCCUGAAGUGCAGAUCAAGUACGGGAGAGUCCGAGGGUAUUCUAUCCAGUAUAGGGGACAUAAUUGGAGAUAUGGGUACAGGAAAUAUGUGAACGUGUUCCUAGGGGUGCCGUAUGCGAAACCUCCCAUUGGGACGUUGAGGUUCAGGCCCCCAGAGGAGCCUGACAAGUGGAUGGAGAGAGACGUGGAGAGAUAUAAAACAUGGGAUGCCACCUACUACAGGCCAGCGUGUCCCCAGCCUAAGAACAUUGUCCUGCAACAACACCUGCCUCACCACACCAAUACCAGUGAGGACUGUCUCUACAUGAAUAUCUUCACACCAAAUAUCACAUAUUAUCCGUAUUAUGGCAAGAGGUGGCCAGUGCUAGUAUAUAUCCAUGGAGGAGAAUUCACACACGGCUCAGCACAGAUGUAUCCUGGGACAGUUCUUGCGCAGAGACAAGUCGUUCUUGUAACAUUUAACUACAGGCUGGGUCCAUUAGGUUUUCUAUCUACUGAGGAUGCAAAAGCCAGGGGGAAUUAUGGGAUGUUGGAUCAAGUUCGGGCUCUGGAGUUCAUUAGAGAAAACAUCUGGUAUUUCUAUGGAGACCCCAAUAAUGUCAUGAUAUUUGGGCAUGAUGCAGGCGCAGUCAGUGUAGGGCUCCAUCUGGUGUCAGAUAAGUCGAGAGGAAGAAAACUCUUCACUAAGGCGGCUGCAGCUGGAGGAGCAGACAUGGUGGAGUGGGGGGUGAUAGAGCCCAAGUACCGCCCCAGGGAGUAUGCCUAUGAGCUGGGCUAUCGCCUGGGAUGUCCUGUGGAUCACAAUGAUCACCACUCCCUGAUCCAGUGCCUCAGGUACACCAAGAGCUGGGAGGAGAUUACCCUAGCUGGCCUCAAUAUCUCUAAGAGGGAAUGGCUGCCUGCAGGCCCCUGGGCCCCUGUAGUGGAUGGCUAUGAUGGCUUCCUCACUGAUACCCCACGAAACCUCAGAGAGAGAGGUGCAGUGGCACCAGUCAUGUUUUUGGCAGGGCUAUGUUUGAAUGAGGGAUCGUAUUUGAUACCCAACAUCUCUCCCACCAUGGGAAAAGGCAUCACAGAGACAGAGUUUGACAUGGCGGUAGACGACUUCCUGGCGAGACGAAGAAUCUGGGACAUCGAGAGGGCGAGGGAAGCAGUGAGGUUUGAAUAUACUUACUGGACAAACCCAGACAAUGCCACCGCAAGGACACAGGAGUUGAUGCAUUUAUAUGGUGAUCUCAAGUAUGGCGCUGGACUGGACUACACUUUGAAGAACGCCUCCAACUUAAAUAGGACGUAUUUCUACGUGUUCCAGUACAGGUCAGAAAUGGAGACAGAGCCUGGAUGGAGAGGUAUCCCCCAUGGUGCUGACAUCCCAUAUAUCUUUGGUUUUCCCCACAUGAACUACACUUUCGCCAAUGUCAGUAGCAUCAAGAUUAAUAAACUAUAUGACGGCUACUUGGACAGAAAUAUGAGUGACUUCAUGAUCACUGUGUAUACGGAGUUUGCCAGAAGAGGCAACACAACACCUGAUCUCCCAGAGGAAGGUGACAUACGCCGUGACCACCUGCGUAAUAUCACCUGGCUCCCUGUUAACCCAUACAAUCUCACCUUCCUUGUGAUUGACGAGUACCCCUAUCACGAUGUGAUGUAUAGGCAGGACGAGUUUGCCUUCUGGAUGUAUAGGUUUUCAGAGGUUGUGGAUCUUAUUCCAGUGUUCACCACGCCCUGGCCAACCCCCGCUGCCUUCAGGGACUUCCAGAUAGCCACCUGGGGACUGGUGGUCUUUGGGAUCCUCGCCACACUGAUCAUUGCCUGCCUCGCUGUGGCACUGAUUCGAGCCAGAAGUAAAUAUGUAUAGUGAAUGUGGAUAUGUCUUGUUGUCAGCCAUGCAAUGUGAUGUGAUGUGAGGCCCUUCAAUCUUCUGGAAUUAUCAUCAUAAUUUUUUCUUAUUAUUUUAAUAUCAUGGGAACAUUUUUCUUUUUGUUGAAAAACUUUGGCAAAU
Molecule: messenger RNA, 2258 nt
Organism: Lingula anatina
Lineage: Eukaryota; Metazoa; Brachiopoda; Lingulata; Lingulida; Lingulidae
Product: cholinesterase-like
Source: RefSeq, a predicted model, not a curated record